ACCUUUACCUUUUGUCUUGAAGUCUUGCAUGGAUCCUCAAAGCAUCCUAACAUUUCAAAGGCCCAACAUCCUUUGAAGCAUGAGUUCCUACCAGCAGAAGCAGCCCUUUGUCCCACCCCCUCAGCCUCAAGAGGAGCAGGUGAAACAACCCUGCCAGCCUCCCCCUGAAGUGCCAUUUGUUCCCAUCACCAAGGAGCCACGCCAUCCAGCUGUUGCACAACCUGGAACCACCAAGAUCGCAGAGCCCUGCCUCACCACAGUUAUUGAGCCAGGCUGCGGCACAGUCACUGCACCAGGAUACACCGCGGUCCCUGAGUUGGGAUGUACCACUGCUCCUCAGCCAGGAUGCACCACUGUCCCUGCACCAGGAUACACCGUGGUCCCUGAGUCGGGAUGUACCACUGCUCCUCAGCCAGGAUGCACCACUGUCCCUGCACCAGGAUACACCGUGGUCCCUGAGUUGGGAUGUACCACUGCUCCUCAGCCAGGAUGCACCACUGCCCCUGCACCAGGCCAUACUGUAGUCUCUGAGCCAGGAUGCAAUACUGUCCCUGCACCAGGAUAUGCUGUAGUCCCUGAGCUGGGAUGCACCAGUGUCCCUCAGCCAGGAUCCACUAUGGUCAUUGCACCAGGAAGUAUCAUAGUCCCUGAACAGAGCUAUACCAAGGUCCCUGAGCCAGUCCCUUCAGUGGUUAUUCCAAGCCCAGCUCAGCAGAAGAACAAGCUGAAAUAAUGGUGUCUACAGCCAGGGCCUUGAGAAGCUAGUGAUCAAUUGCUGAAUAUGUUCUUCCCUUCUGCUUCUGUUUUAGUAGUCAGUACACCUUGCAAACAAUAUAAUGUCACCCUGGGUCAAGUUGUCUCCCUUGUUUGUCUUCUAAAAAUACGUGCUAAGAUGCCUCCCUUUACACACACCGUGAGCAGCCUUCCGAGCCUGAGUUAAGCAGAAGGUUUUAGUGCCAUGCUCAUCUUCAGCUGCUCAGAAUUCAUUCUGAGUGGAAUCUUUGAUUAGAAGAAAUGCUUGUUUCCUAUACUUCCCCAUUAAAUUUCUAAUUCUAACUUCA
Molecule: messenger RNA, 1061 nt
Organism: Chinchilla lanigera (long-tailed chinchilla)
Lineage: Eukaryota; Metazoa; Chordata; Mammalia; Rodentia; Chinchillidae
Product: small proline-rich protein 3-like
Exons: 2
Coding region: 80-733 (217 amino acids)
Source: RefSeq, a predicted model, not a curated record